AUAUAAGUAAGGAUGCGUUUGUUACCUACUUAUCCGAUAAAAGUAAGGUUGCGUUUGUUACCUACUUAUCAGAUAUAAGUAAGGAUGCGUUUGUUACCUACUUAUCAGAUAUAAGUAAGGAUGCGUUUGUUUCCUACUUAUCAGAUAUAAGUAAGGUUGCGUUUGUUACCUACUUUUCAGAUAAAAGUAAGGAUGCGUUUGUUACCUACUUAUCAGAUAUAAGUAAGGUUGCGUUUGUUACCUACUUAUCAGAUGUAA
Molecule: messenger RNA, 258 nt
Organism: Sphaeroforma arctica JP610
Lineage: Eukaryota; Ichthyosporea; Ichthyophonida
Exons: 1
Source: RefSeq, a predicted model, not a curated record